Molecule: messenger RNA, 2367 nt
Organism: Rhagoletis zephyria (snowberry fruit fly)
Lineage: Eukaryota; Metazoa; Arthropoda; Insecta; Diptera; Tephritidae
Product: zinc finger MYM-type protein 1-like
Molecular function (GO): protein dimerization activity
Source: RefSeq, a predicted model, not a curated record
AUGGAUAAAGAAAAAAAGAAAACCUCAUGGGGUAAAUUGUGGACAAAAAAAUAUCCAUGGAUUAAAAAGGCAAAACCGGUUGCUCCUCCACUGUCGAGCCAAAGUGAAGCUGGCACGUCAAGCCAAAGUGAUGCUGUCACGUCAAGUCAAAGUGAAGCUGAAGUGUCGAAUCUAAGUGCGAGUGCAAUGCAGAUAAAUGAACCUACUGAUGCAAUGGAAACAGAAAAUUACGAUGAGAAUACCGAUUUCACUGAAAUGCACGAAACAACUAGCGAAACAACCGAAACCCACGAAGAAGAUUCAAUUCCAAUGGAUGAUUCAACCAUUGACACAACUGAAGUCAUUUCCGAAUUCGACUUGGGUCUAUUUAUGAACAAGCCAUUAUCAUCAGAGCAAAGAUCUCUGUUAUUAAAAAGAUGUUGGGUACCACCACAAGACUACGAUUUUGCAGUAGACUCCGAUGAUUCAAAACGAAACUUUCUCCACAAUUGGUUACAAGUUUAUAAACCUUGGCUUGUUUAUUCAAAGAAAGAAAAGGGCGCUCUUUGCUUACAUUGCGUUCUAUUUCAUAAAACUACAGUGCAAGGCUUUUUAGGCGCAUUCGUUGUUAAGUCAUUCACCAAAUACAAAGAUAUGCACGAAUUGAGCAGAAAUCACGCAAGAAGCAAAUGGCAUCAAACUUCAAUGAAAGCUGCUAUUGAAUUUACAACUGCCAAGCCAGUGGACCUACAGAUGGUAACAGGACAUCAGAAGUUAAUUGAAGAAAACAAGAAAAUAAUCCGUUCGAUCAUAUCAAACAUAAUUUUUUGUGGAACAACCGAUUCACCAUUAAGAGGAAAAGAUGAAGAUUCCAGAAUAUUCAUGGAUCUCAUUCGCUUGAGAAUUGAGGCCGGAGAUGAAUCUCUUAAAAAACACUUUGAAGAAGGACCAAAAAAUGCGAAAUACACCUCACCAGAAAUUCAAAACGAGAUAAUUGCAUUAUGUGGCGAGGUAGUGAAAGAUAUGAUAAUUGCUGACGCUAAAAAGGCAUCAGCAUACAGCAUUUUGGCUGAUGAAACAGCAGAUAUAUCAGGAAAAGAGCAACUGUCAUUGGGUAUUCGAUUUUACGACAAAAGCCAAGCAAAACUACGAGAAGAAUUCAUGGGUUUCUCUGAACUAAAUGCGAUGGACGCUCCAACAAUUGCAGAUGAAAUUGAUCACGCAGUCGUGAGCUGUGAACUUGAACCGAACAAAUGCGUUGGGCAAGGCCACACAUUGAACCUUGUUGUUAAUGAUUUGAACACGGUCCCGGAAGUACGAAACACUAUUGGCACCAUCAAAGACAUAAUAAGAUUUUUCCGAGAAUCAGUGCUACGGCGAAAGUGUGCUCCGAACAUACCCGCCCUUUGUGAAACUCGUUGGUCUCAAAAACAUAAGAGCAUUGCUGUUUUUAAAGAAAAUUUCGUUGAGAUCGUGAACGCAUUACUGACUUUAUCCACCGAAGGCAAUGCAAAAACGCGAUCAGCUGCAUUUCAGCUACACUCUGCAGCAACGAAACCUGUAUUUAUCAUAUGCACUUCAAUAAUUGCCAAAUAUUCGGAUAUUCUUGAGCCUGUCGUGAAUGGUCUUCAAUCUAAAAGUCUUGACCUGCUCAAAUGCAAAGACCAUCUUGAUAGAAUAGCAACUGUUAUCUCUAGCCAUCGAACCGCUGUAGAUGCCCUGAUUGAUGAAAUUCUAGACGAGGCAAAAGAAAUAGCGAAGUCGAUUGAUAUUGAAUUGGAUAUGCCCAGACUAACCCAACGACAGCAGCAUCGUUCAAAUCAACCUGCAUCGAAUCCAAAUGAUUAUUGGAAAAUAUCGUUGCUAAUUCCGUAUUUGGAUUCGUUGAUAUCAUCGCUUGCAAAUCGAUUCGCGUCAUCCAAUUUGCCUGCAUUUUCACUACUCACAUUGCAUCCAUACAUUAUGUUGAAAAAAAGUAUUGGCGAUUUGAAAGAAGACAUCAAGCCAUUUUCAGAAUUUUAUGAAUUGGAUCUAAGUGCAGAAAUUGAAUUAUGGUAUAACACUUGGAAAGACAAACAGCUUAGUGGAGUAGCGAUGGAAAAUUUGGAAGUGUGCGACGUAAUCACGGAAGCGGACACCUUUUUUCCUGCUGUAUCACAUGCAUUGGAAAUAUUAUUGGCACUACCUUGCACGACUUGCACCGUAGAAAGGUCGUUCAGCACUUUGCGGCGUGUUAAAACCUGGCUAAGAUCAACCAUGGGCGAAAAUCGACUAAAUGGACUAUGCAUGCUCAGUGUGCAUCGGAAAAUGGUAAAGGAAAGAAAAACCGAAAUAGUAGAUGAAGUCCUCAGGAAAUUUGCUGAAAAUCUCAGAAAAUUGGUUUUAUAA